UCCAAUGAGUUUGUUUUUCUUGCAACAUUUUCAUUAAUUAUUAUUGUUAUUACUUAAUAGAAUUUAUUUAAUGUCAUGCUAAUUAAACAUGACAAUUGACCUAAUCAUAUUAAAGUGUUAAUUAAGUAAAUGGUAAUUAGACUGUGACAAUUAAUCAUCUUGUAAAAUUAAAAAGGAAAAUGGGUUUGGCUUUGGAUAAUUGAGUUAAUUGAAAGGGUUAAUUGUUAAUCUAUAUUCUUAUGAUUAAAUUAUUAUCAUUUUAAGUGUUUGUGUGGCUCUAUUGUGGUGUUUUUAUUGAUGGUGGUCAAGGUCAAGGCCCAAUUGGUAAGGUUGAAAGAGAAAGUGUUUUGUUGUCGGUCAGUAGACACGAUUGAUCGGUGGACAAGGAGAGAAAGUGUUUCAUUGUGUUUAAAUUACUGUAGAUCCGGUGUUCCAAUCGACUAUUAUAUUGGUGCUUGUUGACAAUUGUCUAUUGUGUCAUAUCGAUCUGCUGUGUCAACAACAACAACUCAUUGGAAUUACUUUGAAUCAGUGAGAAAAAGAAAGGAAAAAGGUUACAAUCAAUUCUGAUCAUUUGGUGGCUCUUUUUUUUCUGAUGGAACCUUUUGUUCAAUGUGAUAAUUGAAGUGUCUGUUACUCCGAUAUAAUUGUGAUCAUCAUAAUCAACUAAUCGUUUUUUUUUGUUUCUGAUUACACACGCAAAUUGUAUUCUCCUUUUGUACUUACCUAGUCAACUGUUUGUUUUUGGAAAUUUUCACUUUCUGUUUCUCUCAUUGAGAUCACAAAAAAUUGUGAGAAAAUGGGAUUUACCUCUUGGCAACCUCUUUGGAGAAUAUUCUUAAUUACUUUUGGUAUCCUUUUCUACCUUUCCAAUUAUCUAAUUGGUCUUAAUGGUCUCAUCAAAUUGGUUGGAAUAACAUUUGCUCUUCCUCACAUCUCAUGGCAAAUCUCAAAGAUUAUUCGAGGCUGGUGUCAACUCACCUUUGUCUCUCCCCUUAGUAAAGCCGUUCUCAUAACUGGCUGUGAUUCUGGUUUCGGUCAAAUGGCUGCCAAAGCUUUGGACACUUAUGGUUUCCAUGUAUUUGCUGGUUGCCUUCAACCUAAAGGUUUGGGAGCUCAAAAGCUUUACAAGACCACAUCCAAUAGAUUGAGAAUAUUAUCCCUUGAUAUUACCCGAGAAGAUGAUAUUGAUGCAGCAGUUAAGGAAAUCGAGGAAUCCGACCUGACCCUUUGGGCAGUUAUUAACAACGCUGGAGUGAUUGAUUAUGGUCCACUUGAAUGGGAUAAUGGUUCCAGCCGAAUCCGUAAAGUUCUGGAUGUUAACCUAUUCGGAGCCAUUCGUGUGAUCAAUGCUUGUUUACCAUUAAUUAGACGAUCAAAGGGAAGAAUUGUCAAUGUUUCCAGUGUUUUUGGUCGAUUCACCCUGAAGGGAUUAGUUCCUUAUUGUAUGAGUAAACAUGCCUUGAAGUCUUAUAACGAUGGACUGAGACGGGAACUUGAUGAUUUCGGUGUAAAAGUUGUCUGUAUUGAACCUUUAUGUUACAAAACUGAUAUGACCAAAGAUGAAAAGAUGGACGAAGAUCUAUCAGCGUGUUGGAAAGUGACCGGCGAUGAGGUGAAAACCUUUUAUGGUGAACAAUAUAAAUCGGAAUUAAAAGAUUCUCUUUCCAAUCAUUUUCUACUCGCUCGAACUGACCUGAAAGAGGUUUCCGAUGUGAUUGAAGAAGCGGUCACAGCUUCAAGUCCACUUGAAUUUUACCGUUGUACUGGACCAGUUGAUGGUUUUAUCGUUUGGCUUAGUGAACAAUUAAAUGAACAGUGUCUUGAUUUACUUCUCAGAGCUUCUAAUUUAAAAAUGAUUGUCCGAAUUGUCAAUUUGUUUUCACCUAAACAAAAAGUAAUUUAAUCAACUCGCCCACUUGCACCUUAAACUCAUUGGAAAGAAUAAUUUUCUCCGGGAAAUCACAAUUACCUUGAUUUUACAAUUAAUUUUCUAUCAAUUCCAAUUCUAAUUAUCUUCAUGUUUCUGCUUCUUCUGCCAUAAAAUCAACAAUAUCACCAUCACCUCUCAAAGAAAAACAAUUAACCAUCUUCGAAUUGAAAAGACACAACAACAAUCAAAAGACUCAUCAUUCUUUUUCUUGCCUUGAUCAUUGAUCGUUUUGCUGCUAAUUAGUAAAAAAAAAAUCAAAUUACAAACUUUUUUCUCUCCCAACAAUCAAGAUUUGAAUGAUUACAACUAAUUGGAACCGAGAUGACAGAGAAAAAAAAAUGGUAACAAUCAACUUUUGAUGAUUUGCCAUUUAAUCGUUUGACCAACAAUUUGAUUCUAAUUGCUGAACGUUUUUGCUGAGCUUCUCCAACCUUGGAAAUUAAACUAAUUGAAAUGAAAAAAAAAUCAAAUUUCUUCGUAUAGAUUAACGAAAACAAUUAAUUCUAAAUGAUAAUUAAAUUUCUUUGUACAAAAAAAACUUCUAUUUCCUUAUGACAUUAAAAACAACACAGAAAAAAAAGAUAAACACAAA
Molecule: messenger RNA, 2525 nt
Organism: Panonychus citri (citrus red mite)
Lineage: Eukaryota; Metazoa; Arthropoda; Arachnida; Trombidiformes; Tetranychidae
Product: retinol dehydrogenase 7-like
Exons: 5
Coding region: 800-1906 (368 amino acids)
Molecular function (GO): oxidoreductase activity
Source: RefSeq, a predicted model, not a curated record